AUGCCACAGACAGGGAAUCAGACAAGCUUGUACAACAAGCUUGUCAUCACCUUUGUUGCCAUUGGCGGUACUACAUAUGGAUAUGCCGCCUCAAUCAUAGGAAGCACCAUCGGACAACCUGGCUGGUAUCAGUUCUUCGAUCUCCCUCAAAAUGGUGAACCAGGCUAUGAUACUAUAACCACCCCAGCAAUUGCGACUGCCAAUGGCCUCUUCUCUGCCGGUGGCGCCGUCGCCUGCCUGAUUCUCAUGUGGGCUUGCGAUUACUACGGACGUUUGAGAAGUAUCCAAUUUGGUUGUGCGCUAGGUAUUCUCGGCGGUAUCCUUCAAUGCGCGGCCCAAAAUCUUGCUAUGUUCCAGGCUGGUAGAUGGAUCAUGGGAAUGUGUGUCGGUCUUAUGGCUACUGUCACACCCAUGUACCUCUCCGAGAUGUCUAGCCCUCUCGCCCGAGGCUGGCUUGUAGGUCAUCACGCCAUCUUUCUCGUCUUUGGUUAUAUGCUUUCCUCCUGGAUUGGUUUCGCAGUCUACUUUUCACCCAAUCUAGAAUUUGGAUGGCGAUUUCCAUUGGCAUUCCAGGUCCUGCCUCCAGUCGUUCUCCUUGCUGGUUCCCCAUGGAUCCCGCGUUCGCCUCGAUGGUUGAUGUCCAAAGGGCAUCGCGAUGAAGCUUGGUCUGUGCUCGUCCGGCUUCGCAAGUCGCCCAACGACCCAGAGGAUCUGGUUGCGAAAGAAGAGUUCUAUCAAAUCGAUAAGCAGCUUGAGCUUGAUGCUAAAAAGUUGGAGGCCUAUGGCGGAAGCCCUUGGAAGGCUGUCGUGAUGAAGAAGAGCUACCGCACACGUAUGAUCAUCGGAUUCAUGACACAAUGGGGUGCCGAGUUCGGAGGUCCUCUUAUUAUUAACAACUAUGCUGUUAUCCUGUAUACCAGCUUGGGCCAAACUGGCCACAUGCCUUUGUUGCUAUCUGCCCUUUGGUUAACAACUGCCGGACUCAUUUAUAACCCCGCUGGUGCUUGGCUCCAUGACAAGGUCAACUCUCGUCGCAAGAUGUACAUGACUGGCUUUAUCGGUAUUGUCAUCACCACCUCUAUCUACUGUGCCAUGAUCUCGUUGUAUGCAGGUACAGACAACAAAGUGGGCAAUGCUAUGGGCGUGCUGUUCAUGUUUUUGUACCUUGCUUUCCAGGGGACAUUCUGCAACACAACCAUGUAUCUCUAUGUCUCAGAGAUCUUUCCUACCGAAAUCAGAUCCAUUGGUAUUGGUUGGUCACUGUUUGGGCAAUUUGCCGCCACAAUCAUUCUUCUUCAAUCUGCGCCCAUUGGAUUCAACGCCGUGGGAUGGAAAUACUUCCUUCUCAUCAUUUGCUGGAGCGUUCUUUUCAUCCCAGCCAUUUACUUCUUCUGGCCCGAGACAGCGCGGCUAUCUCUUGAAGAGAUUGGCAAGCAGUUUGGAGACGAGGUCGCUGUUCAUAUUAAUGAUGCCACGGACGAGGAGCGUGCAGCCAUUGAUAGGAAACUGAUCGCCGAGGCUCAUUCUGCAGACAAAGGCCCUCAGACUGGCGUGAAUGAUGUCCCUUCCAGCAAAAGUAGCCAGAACAUUUCCUCGGAGAACUAA
Messenger RNA from Fusarium pseudograminearum CS3096, 1605 nucleotides. RefSeq lists its product as uncharacterized. Bases 1 to 1605 code for a protein of 534 amino acids. Lineage: Eukaryota; Fungi; Ascomycota; Sordariomycetes; Hypocreales; Nectriaceae. Gene Ontology annotation, molecular function: carbohydrate:proton symporter activity. Gene Ontology annotation, cellular component: membrane. The transcript is spliced from 5 exons. Gene Ontology annotation, biological process: transmembrane transport; carbohydrate transport. The record is from RefSeq and is a predicted model, not a curated record.